AUGGACAAUAUAGAGACACCGCGGCCGCCCCGGCCCGAUAUUCAGGAACCAUCCGAAGAGUCUGGCGGCGUGCCAGAUCCAACUCCCGAGUACCUCCAGCAGACCGAGCGCGAGUCGAAGCGGCUCGAGAGCCCACAGCCGCUGCUCAUCAUCAGUGAUCUCAACGGUACCCUGCUUCACCGCCCCGACAGCUACGGCAAUCCGAGAACGGCGGUGCCGCGGCCGUAUGCGCCGUUGUUUAUCGACUACAUGAUCAAGAGCUUUUGGUUUGCCUUUUGGUCGUCGGCGCGGCCCCAGAACGUCCGCCACAUGGUCAAUGCCAUUAUCCACCCUGAAAACAAGGCCAAGCUCGUCGCUAUGUGGGACCGCUCGCGCUUUGGCCUGACGCGUGACGACUACUGCGGACGGACGCAGUGCUACAAGCGGCUGUCGCUGAUGUGGGAGGACCCAGACGUGGCGCGCACGCACCCGCACUACGAGACGGGCGGUCGCUGGUCACAGGCCAACACGGUGCUCAUCGACGACACGGCCACCAAGGCGCGCUCGGAGCCGUUCAAUCUCAUUGAGAUCCCCGAGUUUGCCGACAAGCAAGACAAAUACGACUUCGUCCUGCCGCAAGUGCACGACUACAUUAACGAGCUUGCCUUCCAGUCGGAUGUCAGCGCAUACAUCAGGGCACAUCCGUUCCAGCCACAGGAAGAUCCGGAGAUGGCAUUCGAGGUGGCACAAGAGGAUGAGACCACAAGCCAAGGACCAAAGGUUGUACGGAACUCAAAGCGGCGGAGACCUGACAAACCCAAAGCCGACCGGCGGCGAGGACAACACGAAGGGGUGUUUUCAGACAGAUUCUAG
Molecule: messenger RNA, 852 nt
Organism: Sporothrix brasiliensis 5110
Lineage: Eukaryota; Fungi; Ascomycota; Sordariomycetes; Ophiostomatales; Ophiostomataceae
Exons: 1
Coding region: 1-852 (283 amino acids)
Molecular function (GO): phosphoprotein phosphatase activity
Source: RefSeq, a predicted model, not a curated record